AUGCUCGUUCUCCACUCUGAAAGCGUUUGCGAUAUAUGCAUGGAUGAUUAUGUGUCGGACGACCCAGAUAAGGGUCCCCACGCCGUACCUUGUGGCCACAUAUUUUGUAAAGGCUGUAUUGGGGCAUUCGAACCUCCAAACUGCCCCAAUUGCCGCAGCCCGUUAGACCCCGAUCGCGCAGUGAAGCUGCACAUCGAUCGCAUCACAGCGUCAAAUGAUGCUGAUCAGUCUCAGCAGGCGACCUCACCGAGGACACUAGAUGACGACGAGUUGAUCUUUGAGGCGAUGCAAGACCAACAACUACAAAUCGUGUUUGAGAGGGAGACUUCGCAGGCCAUUGAAGCUGAGCUGACUGAGAAGUGCAAUGCACUUGAGAAGAAGGUAGCUGAUCAUGAAGCCGAGCUUGAACGCCUUCGGACAGCACAGGCACGAUGGAUGGCAGGAAAUGACCAGGACUAUCAGCUGCAAAUCGUGUUUGAGAGGGAGACUGCGCAAGCCAUUGAAGCUGAACUUUUCGGAAAAUGCAAGUUGCUUGAAGAAAAAGUUGGUGAACUCGAAGCUGACGUUGAUCGCUGGCGUAGGAAAAUGCUUCGGGAAAGGGCACAAAAAGAACAGUUGGCGAGAGGUAUUGAGGAUGGUCAGCGACAGAUGGCUUUUGAGAAAGAGACUGCGCAGGCUGUCGAGGCUGCACUUCACAAAAAGUCCAAGGAUCUUGAAGAGUAUGUUGCGAUUUCUCCCUGGUUCACUGCGCUAAUGAUCCCUUGCCCGUUUAGAGAGGUUGCUGAAUAUGAAGCAGUUGUUGAACGAAUGCGGACGGAGCUUGACCUGUAUAAGGAUCGAAAUCGCCGUAGUGUUCUACAUCAACUGUCGGAUGAAAGGAGGAGAGAUUCUUCAUUUAUUACGCUUUUGGCUGGAACUCCCGUCAAGACGCUGGGUGCUGCUGCUGCGUCCUCAUUUGCAACGAGGACGCCCAACAGAUCAACGUCCACCAGUCCAAGCAAUGAUGAGGAGGAUGACUCCUCACCUGGCAGGGAAGAGAAAAAGCUGAACAAAAUUCCUUCUCAAAGCAAUAGUCUUGCGUAUUAUCAGCAGAACAUCGGUUCGGAGCCUUACUUUGGCACGGGAUCCACACAACGAUAUCAAGCAAAUCCCCAGCCGUCUGGUACUUGGACCUUCCAACAAACACAACCCGGCUUCUCGCAACAAUCACAGCAGACCAGUUUUCUUGCGCAACCGCAGGGGACGUCACAACGACAAUCUCAUGGAGGGAGUCUCUAUCUUCAACAUACGUCCCCACACGCAGGAGAUCAAGGUUACAUCCCUCCAUUUGCGAUGGGAUCGAAUACCGGGACGCCAUCGGCAUACCCGGGGUCCCCUUCGCCUGCUGGGCCUUCAACGUUUAGAUUGACACCAUCUCCGAUGCCAGGAUCCUCUGUGGAGUCACCAAAGAGUACCGGUGACCAGAACGGCGCUUAUGAUUUUCGGAUUCAGCAACAACAACCCCUGUCGUCACUCCAAUCGCAGCCGACUGGCGCUCCGAAUAGUUCGACUCUUAAUUAUGGAGCUUCGAGUCCAGGACCCGCAGUCACCUGGGGUGCCUGGCCAUCCUUCACAUCCGCCAGGAAACCGACUUCUAGCUCUGACGAGCAAGAUCCUAGAUCAAGUGCUACAAUGACGAGAUCUUCGCCUCCAGUUACUCCCUCGCCCCCAGGGAAUUCUUCUCAUAUGAGGAGAAUGGCAAGUCUGAAGGCUUUCAAGCCGUUGUCGGAUUUCGGUGCUUCACUCCUAGCAUCCCUACCUUCCAUAUCUAGUUCCCAAUCCCAGUCGCCGGGAAUUUUCAUUUGGCUGACUCAAGGGGUUACUGCAUGCCCCAAUGCACCUGAGCACGACAGUGUGGAUUCCCAGCAGGGACCCGAUUUUGCCGAAACGGGCCGUUUCAAGAGGACCAUUGGACAGCUUUUAUCUGAGGACGCUUUGUCUGGAUAUUGUGGAUUUAUUGGACUAUUGAGCGAGACAUUGGCACGAGUAGGGGAUCAUCAAUUUAUGCUCGUUCUCCAUCCUUCCAGUCGUUGCGAUGUUUGCUUGGAUGCCUAUACCUGGGAAACCCCGCAACAAACCCCCCAUGCUAUACCCUGUGGCCAUAUAUUCUGUAAAACCUGUCUGAUGGCGGUCACACCACCCAACUGCCCCCUAUGUCGCAAAGCAUUCGUCCCGGAUCGUUUGAAGAAGCUGCAUGUGGAUCGCCCGUCGGGCCUUGAGCAUGAUCUGCAAGAGGUCGAGCUGUUGCAGAGGCUGGCGCUGGUGUGGGACUCACCAGGGGAUCAGUUGGAUGACAUGAUAGAUGAGGUGACUGGUUGGUUGGAAGAUCGGCAAGCAGACACGAGUAUACCCUUAAGAAAGGCCUUUGACGCCAUGAUCAAAUACCAGGGGCUUAAAACGGAAAAACGGGACAAUUUAGAGACUAUCAGCACCUUGAAGACAGAUGUGGAGGAAUACAAGAGGCAAAUGCGAUUCGCACAGACCACUGCACAAGCCAUUGAGGAUGGACUUUUGCAUAAAGCCCAAGCACUUGAGGACAAAGUAGCUGAAUAUGAAGCUGCAGUCGAACGCCUGCAGGCUGAAAUCCGCAUGUAUAAUCAACCCCACAUGCGGAAUCCUCUGCCUCCGCCACCUGAACCUGUCCCUCUCGAUCGGUUCCCACCGUUUUUGCAAGCA
Molecule: messenger RNA, 2715 nt
Organism: Laccaria bicolor S238N-H82
Lineage: Eukaryota; Fungi; Basidiomycota; Agaricomycetes; Agaricales; Hydnangiaceae
Exons: 11
Source: RefSeq, a predicted model, not a curated record